Molecule: messenger RNA, 5676 nt
Organism: Suricata suricatta (meerkat)
Lineage: Eukaryota; Metazoa; Chordata; Mammalia; Carnivora; Herpestidae
Gene: SPEF2
Product: sperm flagellar 2
Exons: 37
Coding region: 34-5484 (1816 amino acids)
Biological process (GO): sperm axoneme assembly
Cellular component (GO): manchette; sperm midpiece
Molecular function (GO): protein binding
Source: RefSeq, a predicted model, not a curated record
CCCUAGCUUGUCGUAGCGGGCGCAGGCCGAGCCAUGUCGGAGAUCCUGUGCCAGUGGCUCAACCACGAGUUGAAGGUGUCCCAGACCGUGAGUCCUAAAUCAUUUGCAAAGGCAUUUUCCAGUGGCUAUCUGAUUGGAGAAAUUCUGCACAAGUUCGAACUUCAGGGUGAUUUUUCAGAAUUUUCAGAAAGCAGAGUUUCAAAUGCCAAACUUAAUAAUUUUUCUCGCUUGGAGCCAACACUUCGCCUUCUGGGUGUGCAGUUUGACCAGAAUGUGGCCCACAGCAUCAUCACAGAAAAGCCUGGGGCGGCAACAAAACUUUUGUAUCAGUUGUACACCGUUCUUCAGAAAAAGAAGAAAAGUGGGCUGACCGCAGUGGAGAUGCAAACCAUGCAGCCCCCAGCAUAUGCCAGAUACCAAAGCAUGAAAAGCGAGGCUUUUCGAGAUAGACUUAGAAACCUGAUACCACGUCAAACUGAUUUCAAUCUGAUGCGGGUUACACACAGGUUUCGAGAAAAAUAUAAGCACACGAAAGAAGAUCUUAUCCACAUGAAUUUUGAGAAACUUGAAAAUUUCCAAAAACUCAAGGAAGAACAAAGAUGUUUUAAUAUGGAAAAGCAACGCUUGAGCAGAAGACGACAAAAUGAAAUAAUGGCCAAAAUCCAAGCAGCUAUCAUUCAGAUUCCUAAACCUGCAUCAAACCGUACUUUGAAAGCACUCGAGGCGCAAAAAAUGAUGAAAAAGAAAAAAGAGGCAGAGGAUGUGGCCAAUGAGAUUAAGAAGUUUGAAGCAUUAAUAAAAAAGGAUCUCCAAGCAAAAGAAAGUGCCUCCAAGCCUUCUUCAGAUACAGCAGGCCAGACAACUACUGAUUUGUUAAACACUUAUUCGGAUGAUGACUACAUUAAAAAAAUCCAAAAGCGCCUUGAGGAGGAUGCUUUUGCGCGAGAGCAAAGGGAGAAAAGACGGCGGAGGCUGUUGAGGGAACAGUUAAUAGCCCACGAAGCACAGGAGGAGGCGUACCGGGAAGAGCAGCUGAUUAACCGGCUGAUGCGGCAGUCCCAGCAGGAGCGCAGGAUCGCCGUGCAGCUCAUGCAUGUUCGGCAUGAAAAGGAAGUUCUAUGGCAAAACAGAAUUUUCAGAGAAAAGCAGUAUGAGGAAAGACGACUUAAAGAUUUCCAGGAUGCUCUUGAUCGAGAAGCGGCUUUGGCAAAACAAGCCAAGAUUGAUUUUGAGGAACAAGCCCUGAGAGAGAAAGAAAUUCAUGAACAGAUCGCUGGGGAAAGAGCUCAAGCUCGUUACAAAAAGCAUUACACAAUCUGCGCAGAAAUUUUGGAUCAAAUCCUUGACUUGUCCACUAAAGUGGCAGACUACCGAAUGUUGACAGACAAUUUGAUUCCAUAUAAGGUGAUGCAUGAUUGGAAGGAACUGUUUUUUAAUGGAAAGCCCAUAUACCAGCAAGCCUCUACUAAGCAUCUACCAGCUAAGCCCUCUGCAGAACAACUUAAAGAACUGGAGAAAAGGGACUUGCUAGACAGCAAUGACUUUGAAGAAUAUAAGAACAUGGUUGGCGAGUGGGCCUUACCAGGAGAAAUGAUGGAGAAUGUACCUCCCUCCAACAACACCAUAUUGGGUCAUGUGCUUCACAGACUAGUGGAAAAAUCUCAUCCUCCUCAAGUCAGAACAACAGUACCAGAAUUACCUUCAUUUGCUGUUAAAGGGUGCUUAUUGGGGAAAACAUUGAGUGGAAAAACUACUGCUCUAAAAGCUCUACAAAAAGACUUUCCUAUCCAGAUACUUUCUAUUGACACUCUUGUCCAAGAAGCUAUCAAAGCAUUUCAUGACAAUGAAAAAGUCAGUGAGGCACUACAAAUUGAGAAAGAUGAUAAAGAAAAGGCUCUACCACUUCAGCAUGAGAAGAGUAAAGAAAGCCAGAAUCUACAGAAUGUAUCUGCAGCUCAUCCAACUUCAAAUGAAGCAUUGCCAGAAACAGAAGAUAAAACCGUACUUAGUACUGAGACAAAUAAAACUCCAGAAACUGAAGAAGUCAAAUCAAGUGAUAGUUUCUCUGAACUCACUGUGCGUGCUCAGCUUGGUGCAAAAUCAGAAAAGUUGCUGAAGAAAGGAAAGAGCAUUUCUGACACGUUGCUAGUGAGCAUCAUGGUAAAUGCUAUUAAUAAGAUACCUGUGGAUCAAGGAUGGGUCUUGGAUGGUUUUCCAAUGACAUUAAACCAAGCAAAACUUCUGGAGGAAGCUCUCACGGGCUGCAACAGAGAGGUUAUAGAAAUGGAGGAAAAGAAAGCACAAAUAUCCACAUUGGUUAUUGAUACCACAGUCUCCAACGAAGUACCUCUUCCCCCUUCCGCCUUUGAUUUUGUCAUGUUAUUAGAUAUUUCAGACAAUUCCUCACUGGACCGCAUGAAUGACACAAUGGCUGAAGCAUUUUCAAGUGAAGCAUCUCAUGAAGACAUCGCUCAACAGGGAUCUGUUAAAAAACAGGAUAUGGACAAAGACCAGAAUUUAAGAGACCAGAUUCAGCACAGAAUUAUAGGCUUCUUGGACAACUGGCCUUUAUUGGAGCAAUGGUUUAUGGAGCCAGAAAAUAUUUUGAUAAAAAUCAAUGCUGAGGUAGAUAAAGAGUCUUUAUGCCGAAACGUAAAAGAAAUUUUUAUGACUGAAGUGAUAAAAAAAGAGAAUAAAGUUAAAAAGAAAUUAGAAGAGAAGGAAGCUGAGAAAAAAGAAGAAGUUCCCCUGGCUGAGCCUCCACCCCCUCCUCCCCCUCCUCCUGAGCCCGAAAAAGAGAAGGAAACCCAUCCUCAGCAUGAACAUUCACAAACUGCUACUGCAGCAGGGAAACCGGCAUCAGAACCCUUGCAUGAUAAGCAAGACUCUCCUCAGGAAGGAAAAGGGAAGAAAGGUGACACUUCACUCAAAAUAAAAGGUUCUCCUAAAGGAAAAUCACCAGGCGGGAAAGCAUCAGUAAAGAAGUCACCUGCUGAUUCGGUAGAGGUGCCACCUACUCCCAUAGGGCCACCACCACCUAAGCCAGGAUCAGAAGAAUGGGUCUAUGUGAAUGAGCCAAUUCCUGAGGAACUACCUUCGUUUUUAGUUCCUUACUGGGAACUAAUAGAAAAUUCCUAUAUAGACUCCAUCAAAACCGUGCUCAGGCACCUGCGAGAAGAGCAGCACGUUGUGCUUAAUUACUUGUAUGAGCUUAGAACAAAUUUCCAGCACUUUCUAAGACGUCCGGAUCACAAGCAAAAUUUUGUAUCUCAAUGGCAGACUGAUUUCAACAGUCUUCCUGAUGACCUGUGGGAUGACGAGGAAACAAAGGCUGAGCUACACCAAAGAGUAAAUGAUUUACGAGACCGCCUGUGGGACAUCUGUGAAGCUCGGAAGGAGGAGGCAGAGCAGGAGUGUCAGGAUAUCAUUAACGAGAGCUGGCUGCAGGACUCCACUGGAAUAACGAUGAACCAUUUUGUCUCACUGAUGCAGGCAGAACUGAACCGUUUUGAAGAUACAAAGAGAUUCCUUCAAGAUUAUUACAGGGGAAUGGAAGGCAAAAUCCCAAUUGAUGACAAUAAGAGAUUUACUCGAGUCCCAUUGGUCCAACUGGAUAGUAGAGAGGCUUUGGACACCCAACAUAGAAUUCCUUUAAUUCCUCGCAUAUCCAUUUCCCCGGAUUCAGCUAUGUCCAAACCAAAAACAAAAGCUAUACCAAAAGACAAGAUCGAUUACUCGCUGGAAAAUGUCGAGUUGAACUUUGAGGCAGAUGAGAAGCUGCUAAUGGACGCCUGGCAGCAAGCUUCUUUAGUGAUAUCUCAGAUGGUGGCUGCUGAAAUCCAUCAGAGGCUCAUGGAAGAAGAAAAGGAAAACCAGCCAGCAGAUACAAAAGAAAGAUCUCCUCAGAUGGGUACAAAUAAAAAAGUCAAAGAGGAACCGCCCAAGAAAAAAAAGGCAGACAACAAAGCGAAAGGUAAAUCACUGCCAACGGCAGAAGCCACAACCGUGAUGGCAUCCCCGGAGCAAAUUGCCGAAAUGAAAAGGAAAAAUGAACUGAUGCUCAAAAUCAAGGAAGAACACCUUGCUGCCCUGCAAUUUGAAGAGACAGCUGCACAGUUCCGACUUGAACUGAUAAAGACAAAAGCAUUGGCUUUCCUUGAAGAUUUAUUAGCAAAGGUGGUUGAUGUAUAUAGACUCAUGGAAAAGUGGCUUGGUGAGAGGUACUUGAAUGAAAUGGCCAGUGUGGAAAAAUUAACUGAGGUAGCUCGCUAUCACAUUGAAACAUCAACAAAAAUUCAGAGAGAACUUUAUUUAGACCAAGAAGAUUUCUUUAUUAAUGGUGACGUAAAGGUCUUUCCAGAUCCCCCUCCUCCAGUACGUCCUCCACCUGUAGAAAAGGAAGCAAAUGGCACUCUGACCAUCGAACAGCUCGACAACCUCCGAGAUCAGUUCUUAGUUAUAGCACCUAAAGGCAUAAUAGGACAUAAAACAUUUACUGACAUUCUGCUGGAUUUGGUAACCCUGAACCUUGGAACAAACAACUUUCCUACUAGUUGGAUGCACCUCACUCAAACUGAAUUGCAGGAGUUGACAUCCUUACUAAUAAUGAACUCAGAGUUUGUGGACUGGCGGAAAUUCCUAUUAGUAAUCUCGAUGCCUUGGCCCAUCCCCCUGGAGGAAGAGCUCCUCGCGACCCUGGAGAGGUUCAAGGCUGUGGAUGAAGAGCAGCUGGGCACCAUAACUUUCGAGCAGUAUAUGCAGGCUGGUCUGUGGUUUACAAGAGAUAAAGAUCUAAAAAUUCCAGAAAAUCCCCUUGAACCUAUGCCAUUCAACAGACAGGAGCAUCUUAUAGAGUUUUUCUUUAGGCUAUUUGCUGACUAUGAGAAGGAUCCACCUCAACUUGACUACACACAGAUGCUACUUUAUUUUGCUUGUCAUCCAGAUGCUGUGGAAGGUGUCUACAGGGCCCUCAGUGUGGCCAUUGGGACUCAUGUCUUCCAACCAAUCAAAACUCCUACUGUUAUUGUAGAAAAGACCUCCUCCUUUACUGAUAUGAGUCCAAUUGAGGAAUAUCCUGAACUUGAGGGAAACUUUAUGAGUGAGGAAAGAGAAGUAAGAGAAGAAAAAGAGAAGGAAGAAGAAAUCCCUGAGAACGCAAACACUGAGGAGAUUUCUAUGGAAAGACUACUCAAAGUGUUCCGAGGGGGCACAGAAGUACAGGAUGCUAACAGAUUUACCAGCCACCUUCAGAUAGAGAAUGCUGAUUCAGAGAACUUCGUGAAAGUAUUUCAAGACCUAGGUGCCAAGAAUCUGGAGCCAGUCAGAGCUGCUGUUCUUUUGAAGCACCCUUUUAUUCAAGACCUGAUUUCAAGUUAUUCAGACUAUAAACUCCCUGAUAUUAAAAUAAUUCUCCAAAGGAGUGAGCCUGUACAGGGAAGUGAUGGAGAGAGGUCUCUUUCAAGACUUAUAGAGGAAAAGAGAUGAAGACAAGAGUGGACGUUUAUAAUUUGGCAAUGAAUCUUCCAAACAUCAAUGUAAACAUGUUGUAAUAUAUGUUGUCAUUGUAAGUAUAGGAAUGACUUAGACCUGGCUAUGAGAGGCAAUGAAAAGGGGGCUUUCCCUAACUUGGAGAAUAUUCUAUAAUAAACCUUAAAUACAGAGCAAAAUCCAAAGUAA